Messenger RNA from Penicillium daleae, 408 nucleotides. RefSeq lists its product as uncharacterized. The annotation marks the transcript as partial. NCBI's taxonomy places the organism in Eukaryota, Fungi, Ascomycota, Eurotiomycetes, Eurotiales, Aspergillaceae. The transcript is spliced from 4 exons. The record is from RefSeq and is a predicted model, not a curated record.
GAGAAGAUCAUACAGGACCUAGUUAAGCGAAUUACGUUUGAAAAAAAGUAUAUUAAAAAUAAGCUUACUAAUAAGAAACGAAAAAUCCUAGCAGCAGGAGGUACUGUCGCUUUUAGGACUGCGUCCUAUACAAGUUACAUAGAAAGCCUAAUAUCAGGACUAUAUUUCGUUUUAAUGUUAAGAACCUUUCCGGUCGAUACUAUAUUUCGCUAUAAGGGCCGUACCUUCGAAGAUUACGAGAAGUGUAGAGAAGUACCGGACGAACCGCUAAGAAAAGACUACUUUCCUGAAGAGCCUCGUAGUAGCCUACUAAGUAAAGUUCUGGCCUCCGUGAUUAGCGUAGGAAACUUAGAUAGAGUAGGUAGUGAUUCAAAUGCUUACCGUCUUAAGAAGAUUCGGCGUAGCUAG